This is a messenger RNA of Entamoeba histolytica HM-1:IMSS, 444 nucleotides long. RefSeq lists its product as uncharacterized. The transcript has a single exon. The record is from RefSeq and is a predicted model, not a curated record. The coding region runs from base 1 to 444 and encodes 147 amino acids. Lineage: Eukaryota; Evosea; Mastigamoebida; Endamoebidae.
AUGAAGAAAAAAAUAGAAGGAGGGAAAAUCAAUAAGAAAGUUAUAUGGUAUAAACAGACAUAUAGCGAUGCAAUUGAAGAAAUAAAGAAAGGAAAUGAAUGUAAGAAUAUUUGUUAUACAAAAGAAGAUAGAAAGAAAUAUGGAAAUAAUGUUCCUGAGAAUGUUAAUAGAUUAGAAAAUGAAUGUUAUAGUCAUUGUAUUGAUUUAGAAACAAUAAUAAUUCCAUCAAAUAUAAAAUCAAUUGGAUAUAAAUGUUUUUGUGGGUGUACUUCAUUAAAAUCAAUUAAUAUUCCACAAAAUGUAACAUUAAUUGGUGAUAAAUGUUUUUCACAUUGUAUUUCUCUUACAUCAAUUUCCAUUCCACAACAUACUAAAAUGAUAGAUUGGAUGUGUUUUUAUGGAUGUGAUAAAUUAACACAAAUAACAUUCACAUCGUCUGUUUAA